Folsomia candida is the source of this 1143-nucleotide messenger RNA. RefSeq lists its product as uncharacterized. The coding region runs from base 159 to 956 and encodes 265 amino acids. Lineage: Eukaryota; Metazoa; Arthropoda; Collembola; Entomobryomorpha; Isotomidae. The record is from RefSeq and is a predicted model, not a curated record. The transcript has 6 exons.
UGCCUUUUUUACUACAAGGCAGCAACCUUCACAAGAGUUGACACAUUCUAAAAACGCGUCCAGUUGCUUGUUGCACUUUGUUCGUGCUACAUAUUUAUUUAAAAAGUGACAAAUAUUUGUUAAAUUUUAAUUUUUAUAGCAUAUUUGACCCGUGAAAAAUGAAGUCCGUCCCGUCCCUCAUAAUUGUGAAGCUUCGCGUCCACGCCAAUCUCAACCGAGACAACGGAAAGAUUUCCAGCCUGAACAAUGCCUCCAUAAUUGUCGCCACGGAUGACACGUGGAAGAACGUGAUAAAAACACAUUUUGCUGUGGACUUGGAUCCCGAAAUUUUCGCAAUUAGAAGAACUGGUCCAGCCGGGAAAGCAUAUUGUGUAACGGCCAAGGUUGCAUCCUUAGUGGCUGAGUACAAAUAUAAUGUCAAACAAUGCGUAGCUUAUAUAAUCCAGAAGGAAAAGAAGCAUAGCAAGAUGACGAAAUUUAUCAAGUCUCAUAUUUCCCCAAUUCUUUCGAUGAAGCGUGAAACCUUGAGGCGAGUACUGUUUCCGGGGGUGGAAAGUUUUGAAUCUGGUGAGAGAUUGUCGCCAAUAAAGGAAGCAUCGCCGGAAUUUUCACAAGACGAAAUGCUGACGGAGAAAAUUUAUCAGGAGAAUGACACUAAUUUUGAGACGACGUCAAACAGCAGCCAACACCGAGAGCGAAAUUUUAGGACCCAAAGUACGAACAAUUGCGACCCUUAUGGAGUCCUCGAAGUAUUACAAGCUCAGAGAGAACGGAACAGAUUACGACGGCGGAAGAGUUCUACGGACAUGUUCUUGUUCAUCUGGUUGACAGCGAUUGUGUUGCUGACCUUGACCUUGCUCGACCCAUGGAGUGGAAUUUGCAAAUAUUUUGACCAAUUCGACUUGCAUUCUGGUCACUCCAAUUUGACACAGACCAACCACGGUCGUUAUACAUAGCUUAGUUCAUUUUUAGCAAUGCGUAAUUCAACUGUAUAACUUGAAAAUUGUCAAGAAAUUUUUCGUGUUAGUUGGAUGUUUGCCUGAAAUUACAUAUUUUUAUGCUUCGUUGUGUUAUACAAUUAUAUAGUUGUAAUUUUUAAUAGUAUCCUGCAAAAGUGUGUUAAUAAAUUUUCUUAUCGGUAUA